GUUUUUGAAUGAAACAGUUGGGUUGGAUGAUUGGAUCGAUGAUAUUUGAUAAAAUUCCAUUUCAUCCACACUCUUUUAACACUUCGACAGAAAAAUUAAACUAAACAACAAAAACAAAUUAUCCGAUUUCGCAUUUCAGGUAUACCAUCCAAAUCCCAUUCUCUGCUCACAUAAAUUAAAGGUUAAUCAACAAGGAAAUCGAUUGAGAGAAUCAGAGAUGAUGAUGAUGGAUGUGAGAUGGGGUUGUACUUCCAACCCAUCAUCACCAUCAUCAUCAUCGUCAUCGGCGUCUCAUCAUCACCUUUUUCGUACUUUCCCUUCUCAUCCUCACAAAAACAGCAGAUUCUUCGAAUUUGGAUUUCAUAAAAGAGGGCAAAAUUCAUCAUCUGGAAAUUCUAGGUUUGGAGUCAGAGCUAGUGGUGAACUAACCAGUUUCUUCUUCUCAGCAUCUUCCCCAGUAAAGAUCGAUUUGGACACUCCUGAGACGUUCCAGUCUCAAGAUUUUUCACAGCUGUCUUGGGUUGGUCCAGUUCCUGGGGAUAUAGCAGAGGUGGAGGCGUAUUGUAGAAUUUUUAGAGCUGCAGAACAGCUUCAUAUUGCUCUAAUGGAAACGUUAUGCAACCCGGAAACCGGAGAGUGUUCUGUUACAUAUGAUUCCUCCUCCGAGUCUGAGGAAGAUUUUCCCUUACAAGAAGAGAAAGUAGUGGCGGUGCUGGGACGCAUGGUUGCUCUACUGAAUAAAGGAAGGGCAGAUGUUCUAUCUGGGCGAUCAUCUGGUUCCUCUCAAUUUGUGACAGAUAUUAACAUAUCAGAGGGCAAGGUACCACCACUUGCCAUUUUUAGGGCAGAGAUGAAAAUGUGUUCUAAAAGUUUACAUGCUGUGCUUAAGAACUAUUUACGUUCCUCUGACAAUCGAAGCAAGAAUAUCUGGAGAAAAUUGCAAAUGUUGAAAAAUGUCUGCUAUGAUGCUGGAUUUCCCCGUGCUCAUGAUUGCCCUUGUCAAACGUUGUUUGCAAAUUGGGCACCUGUACCCCUGCACCCUUCGAAAGAAGGCCAACUUUUAACUAAAGGUUGUGAAGUUGCUUUCUGGAGAGGUGGCCAGGUCAUAGACGAAGGUUUAAAGUGGUUAGUGGAUAGAGGUUUUAAAGUGGUUGUUGAUCUCAGAGCAGAGGUUGUCCAAGAUGAUAUCUAUCAAGCAGCGCUUGAAGAUGCUGUUUCAAGUGGGAGAAUUGAAGUGGUAAAACUUCCUGUUGAAGUUGGAACUGCACCUUCAAUGGAUCAAGUCGAGAGGUUUGCUUCUUUGGUGGCGGAUCCUGAUAUGAAGCCACUUUAUCUGCACAGCCAGGAAGGUGUUUGGAGAACUUCUGCUAUGGUCUCUAGAUGGAGACAGCAUAUGGCUCGUUCACCUUCACAUCUUAUAGAUUCCAAGCGGACUACCAGGCGUACAAAAGAUCUUGAUGAAGAUGAAAGAGGGAAAGGGAAAGGGAAAGAUCAAUCUCCUUCGCUAUUAGAAAGUGAGAACGGUGCAGUGGAGGUGGGAUCUCUUGCGAAUUUCAGCGCCGAUGUAGACCCACUCAAUGCUCAGUUCCCUAGUGGUGAUAUUUUCUCUAAAAGAGAAAUGUCCAGUUUUUUCAGAAAUAGAAACAUCUCACCUCCAGAAUUUUUUAAUUAUCGUAGGAAAAAAUUUGAGGAAGCACUGGUCUCAAGAAAGACAGGUUGGGCUGCAGUUGCAAAUAGUGACAUAGUACCUCUGGUUGAUCCAGUAUCAGGAUUGCUGGACACAGGAGGUCCAAAUGGUGUAACUGAGCAGGAGUUAUGCUUGAAGCCUCAAAAUGUUCCCAUCAACGGAAAGUUUGUUGCUGGCAGUGAUAAUUAUGUUUCUAUUGGCGUGGAUGCAAAAGGUUAUGAUUUAACAGAGAAGAAAGACAUCAAUGCCAAAACUCAGCAUUCCUUGGUCGAAAAUCUUGGCUUGGAAAAGAACGGAAAGCCUACAACUAUCAGUGAAGAUCGAAAAGGCAUUGAAAAAGAUUUAAUAGCUCCAAAUGACAGUAACAUGGAGAUAUUUGAGGGGGAUAUGUGUGCUUCUGCAACUGGUGUGGUUAGAGUGCAGUCAAGAAAGAAAGCAGAGAUGUUCCUAGUCCGGACAGAUGGACACUCAUGUGCUAGGGAAAAGGUAACAGAGUCCUCUUUGGCGUUUACUCACCCUAGCACUCAACAGCAGAUGCUAAUGUGGAAAUCCCCACCCAAAACUGUAUUAUUGCUUAAAAAGCUGGGAAAUGAGCUGCUUGAAGAAGCUAAAGAGGUUGCCUCUUUUUUGUACUACCAAGAGAAAAUGAAUGUUCUUGUAGAACCUGAUGUGCACGACGUAUUUGCAAGAAUCCCAGGAUUUGGUUUUAUUCAGACCUUUUACAGUCAAGAUACCAGUGACCUUCACGAAAGAGUAGACUUUGUAGCUUGUUUAGGCGGAGAUGGGGUCAUACUCCAUGCAUCAAAUUUAUUCAGAGGUGCUGUUCCCCCGGUGGUCUCAUUUAAUCUCGGAUCUCUUGGGUUUCUCACUUCGCAUACUUUUGAAGAUUUCAGGCAGGACUUGAGACAAGUCAUCUAUGGGAACAACACUUUGGAUGGAGUUUACAUAACUCUUAGGAUGCGUCUCCAUUGUGAAAUAUUCCGAAACGGAAAAGCAAUGCCUGGGAAAGUAUUUGAUGUCCUCAAUGAGGUGGUCGUCGAUCGGGGUUCUAAUCCAUACCUAUCUAAAAUUGAAUGUUAUGAACAUCACCGCCUCAUAACUAAAGUGCAAGGUGAUGGAGUCAUUAUAGCCACGCCUACAGGGAGUACAGCUUAUUCGACAGCAGCAGGGGGAUCCAUGGUUCAUCCGAAUGUUCCAUGCAUGCUGUUCACACCCAUCUGCCCACAUUCUCUUUCUUUCAGACCUGUGAUCCUCCCAGACUCUGCACAGCUAGAAUUGAAGAUACCUGCAGAGACCAGAAGUAAUGCAUGGGUUUCGUUUGAUGGGAAAAGGCGACAACAGCUAUCUCGAGGAGAUUCGGUUCGGAUAUGCAUGAGCAAACAUCCACUCCCAACGGUCAACAAAUCGGAUCAAACCUGUGACUGGUUCCAUAGCUUAAUCCGCUGCCUCAACUGGAAUGAGAGGCUAGAUCAAAAGGCCUUAUAGAAAGAUAUCACAAGUAAGUUUAGUGCAAAUGUUGUAUGUACAUGAUUUACAUAGAAAAGAAAAAUAGUUCAUUUAUCCUAUAAUUAGAGUAAAAUGUGUGAUAUUUCAUACCCACUAAUCAUUGUCCUUCCAACAUAGUUCAACCACAUAACUUGAUACCAGUUGGUACAUAUUACUUGUUCCCAGUUGUUUGUGCGGUGAAUCCCAUCCAUCAGUUAUUGUAAUAUUUGUAAAACAUUUACCAGAAGUUAUAAUAGCUCAUGGUAAAUCCUAUUUAUAGGCUUCCAUUUCAGAGGAAGAGAAUAAUUGAAAGUAAAUAGUUUCGAA
Messenger RNA from Papaver somniferum (opium poppy), 3499 nucleotides. Its product is annotated as NAD kinase 2, chloroplastic-like. The record is from RefSeq and is a predicted model, not a curated record. NCBI's taxonomy places the organism in Eukaryota, Viridiplantae, Streptophyta, Magnoliopsida, Ranunculales, Papaveraceae. The transcript is spliced from 8 exons. Gene Ontology annotation, molecular function: NAD+ kinase activity. Bases 218 to 3172 code for a protein of 984 amino acids. Gene Ontology annotation, biological process: NAD+ metabolic process; NADP+ biosynthetic process.